AAUUCCAAUCCAAUAUAUAAGCUAUUGCUAAUUCUCAAUCAAUUGAAACAAAUGAUGGAAGAACAAGGUGGUCAAAGGUAUGCUAUUGUAACCGGAUCGAACCGAGGAAUUGGGUUCGAGACAGUGCGACAACUUGCUAAACAGGGCAUAACCGUCGUCUUAACAGCUAGAGAUAAUAAGAAGGGUUUAGAAGCUGUAUAUUCACUCCAUGAAAUAGGAUUUAAGAAUGUAGUGUUUCAUCAACUUGAUGUUCAAAAUCAACAAAGUAUUGAUUCCUUGGUCAAUUUCAUCAAGGAUAACUUUGGAAGGCUAGAUAUAUUGGUAAAUAAUGCUGGACAAUCUGGUGUUCAUGUUGAUGAAGAUGCUCUAAGAGCCAUGAAUAUUGAUCCUUCUUUAUGGCUUUCAGGAAAGGCAACAGACCUAGUCCAAGAUGUGAUCAAGACAACAUAUGCAUCAGCAGAACAAUGUUUGAAAACAAAUUACUACGGUUGCAAGAACCUAGCGAAAUCUCUUCUUCCCAUGUUGGAGUUAUCUACUUCAGGAGGAAGGAUAGUCAAUGUCUCAUCUCUUAGAGGCGAAUUACGUCGUGUUACGAAUGAGGAGAUCAGAAAAGAGCUUGGAGACGUUGAAAAUCUAACGGAAGAAAAAAUUGAUCGAAUAGUUGAGAAUUUUUUGGAAGAUGUGAAAGAUGGUGGACUUGAGAGGAAUGGAUGGAACAAGAUGUUGCCUGCAUAUAGUGUGUCAAAGGUUACACUUAAUGCUUAUACGAGAGUGUUAGCUAAGAAGUACCCGAGAAUGAAGAUAAAUUGUGUCCAUCCCGGUUAUGUCAACACUGAUCUCAAUUGGCGUACUGGAACAAUGACGGUUGAGGAAGGUUCACAAGGUCCGGUUAAGUUAGCACUUCUUCAAGAAGAUGGUCCAACUGGUUGCUACUUUGAUCAAACUGAAGUGGCUGAGUUUUAGUACUUGUUUUGGAAUAAUAUCAUCUUUGGGAAUUUGAACUUUACCUUAUUAAUAUGUUUUCAAUGGAACUAUUUUGGUAUGUAAUUUAUGGAACUUUAG
Impatiens glandulifera is the source of this 1062-nucleotide messenger RNA. Its product is annotated as (+)-neomenthol dehydrogenase-like. The record is from RefSeq and is a predicted model, not a curated record. Lineage: Eukaryota; Viridiplantae; Streptophyta; Magnoliopsida; Ericales; Balsaminaceae. The transcript is spliced from 5 exons. Bases 52 to 963 code for a protein of 303 amino acids. Gene Ontology annotation, cellular component: membrane.